AUGUCCGAAAAAGAGCUCUCUGCCAGCGUGGCUGACAUAAACAUUCAGGAAGUGGAAGCACCUCCUGCCUCUACCGCCGAACAAAAUGUCACGCCUUGGGAGGUCGAGGGUGCCGUUGUUGACGGUGUUCAGCAAGCCAUUGACUAUAACAAGCUCAUUGAUCAGUUUGGUACGCGACGCAUUGAUGUAGCCUUGUUGGAGCGAUUCGAAAAGUUGACUGGACGCAAGCCUCACGUCCUCUUGCGCCGUGGUACCUUUUUCUCUCACAGAGAAUUCGGUCGCAUUCUCGACCGCUAUGAACAAAAGAAGCCAUUUUACUUGUACACCGGCCGUGGUCCAUCCAGCGCUUCCAUGCACAUGGGUCAUUUGAUUCCUUUUAUUUUUUGCCAAUGGCUUCAGGACGUGUUUGAUGUGCCAAUCGUUAUCCAAUUGACCGACGACGAAAAGUUCCUGUUCAAACAGAACCUAACUAUUGAGAAAUGUCGCGAAUUCGCCGAGGCAAAUGCACGAGAUAUCAUCGCAUGUGGUUUCAAACCCGAGAAGACCUUUAUUUUCUCCAACUUGGAUUAUGUUGGUGGUCCUUUCUAUCACAAUGUUGUCCGUAUCUCAAGGUGCAUCAACACCAACCAGUCCAAGUCCACUUUUGGCUUCAACGACUCGGAUGCAAUUGGUAAGCUCCACUUUGUCGCAGUACAAGCCGCACCGUCGUUCUCCAACUCGUUCCCACAAAUUUUUGGCGGCAAGAAGGACAUUCCGUGCCUGAUUCCAUGCGCUAUUGAUCAGGACCCCUAUUUCCGUCUGACCCGGGAUGUUGCCGCACGUCUCAAAUACCCUAAGCCCGCCUUGAUCCAUGCACGCUUCUUCCCUGCAUUGCAAGGUCCUCAGACCAAGAUGAGCGCUUCCAUCGACUCAUCUGCCAUCUUCAUGACUGAUACUCCCAACCAAAUCAAGAACAAGAUCAACCGGUACGCGUUCUCGGGUGGCGGAGCAACUGUUGAGGAACACCGCGCCAAUGGCGGUAACCCAGACGUGGAUGUGUCUUACCAGUACCUGAGCUUCUUUAUGGAUGAUGAUGAAGAGUUGAAGCGUAUCUACGAUUCAUACAAAUCAGGUGAAAUGAUGACCGGUGAGCUCAAGAAGCGCUGUAUCGAAGUCCUGCAGAAGAUUGUCGGAGACUUCCAGAAGAGAAAGACCGAGAUCACGAACGAAACUGUCAAGUACUUUAUGGAUGGCAGCCGGAAGAUUGAGCCAUGA
Molecule: messenger RNA, 1254 nt
Organism: Zychaea mexicana
Lineage: Eukaryota; Fungi; Mucoromycota; Mucoromycetes; Mucorales; Lichtheimiaceae
Exons: 7
Coding region: 1-1254 (417 amino acids)
Biological process (GO): tryptophanyl-tRNA aminoacylation
Cellular component (GO): cytoplasm
Molecular function (GO): ATP binding; tryptophan-tRNA ligase activity
Source: RefSeq, a predicted model, not a curated record